ACGUCUCCCUGAUUUUAUUGCAGAAGAGCAAAGGAUACAAGAUGAGCUGGAGGAGGAUUGUGAUGUAGAUAUGUGUGAUGCAUAUUUUACUGAACUCGAGGCCCAUUAUGCUCCAAGUGGCAAUGGAUGGCUGCCCCUACGCGAAGCCGUACGUGCUCAGGGUAUUCGACUGGUCUCUGAGAUGAUACACAAGGGUUGGAUCACUAAAGUCGCCGCAUGUCGACUUCUGGAAGAAUGUGUGAGCCAUGGUGAAAUUGACGCCUUCGAGCUAUUAUUGUCUAAACAACUGACAACCGUUAACACAUAUAAUUACCCAACGGCGUUCGAUCCUCACAGGCCAUCAACCCAUUGCGAUGAUCCUGUCCAUAUCCUGGGAACUUAUUACGCAAAAUUUAUUGGAAGCCGCUCGUUCAUCUUUGACGAACUGGCAAAACUCCUUUCACGUGGAGCCAUGCCGCCGGAGUGGAUGGUCACUAAUCUGUGGAAGUGCUGUGUAGAUGGGGCAAUAAAAGCUCUAUCAACCGAAAGUGUUGACUCAGCUGCUGCAACACGACUGAUCGAAGCUGUGAUACUUUCGGCUGGUGGUAUCUCCCAGGCUUCAGGUGGGCUCGUAUCUCACGGGAAGGCUUUAGGUACACUACGUGGCCGUCUAAAGGACACCCGUGCCUCCGCGGCGAAUACGGCAAGUCUACCCAAAGACCAGUCGCCCUGCCCUGUUCCAAUCCAAGAUGCCCUGAACAAUCUCACUUCAAGUCUUAUUACUGCGCUAUGUGGAAUGUAUAUAGCACGGUCGCAACCCACAGGUGCCGGUGAUAACGUGAUCGGUGUGAAGUUCAGAGACACGUUGAGGCAUUUGGCAUUUACCAUUCAGCGGGCUAUCGGGAUGGGACAAUCAUGCGAGGCUGAAAGAACGACUCUUCAUUCACUGCGCCGUGGGUAUGUCUUAGUAGGCGACUGUAUGCUGCAGUGUGGUGAGGUGUCAUCGUUGGAACCCAUCGGCCCGUCGGACUCUAUCUCGAGGAAGACUCUGGACAUGUUUUUCUUAUCAUUAGCGUGUCAGCAUGACAUGGUCAAAGAAUUAGCAGAUCUGGCCCGACGGGUUGUCAAGUUCUACGAGCGCACGCACAAGAUCAGCCAAACUAGGGUAUCCUCGGGGGUUCGGUCCAAAGUUUCACAACUUGCUGGGCUGACGAAACUCCAUGGUUUCUCUUCGCUCCUUGCGAAGGUAGCGGCCGAAACUGCCAUGGGACUCGCCGAGUCUACUCUGGAUGCCGAUGACCAUACCUGGGCGAUUGAGGUCCAACAGGAUGCGGUUCUACUUCAGCAAGGACAGAACCCGAAACAGAACCCCGCAUCUGGCUGUGAAGCCAUAGGUGAUAGCGCUGAUUUGUAUCGAUGGGAGGAAAGCAUCGGUGAGUGGGUGGCCAGCACACCUGCAGCCAAAUCGAAAUCUACUCAGUCAAGUAUCGCCAAAGGAUAUUCUACUCGGUCACCAACCAUUGCGUGCUCGACAAGUAGCAUAUCGUCCAGUUCUAGCCCCUCACAGGAUGCUGCCUCCAGCGUCACAUCAUCUGCGCCAUCUGUCUCAGCUAAAAGAGCUUUCAAGGCCGCAGGAGUUGGCUCUAAGUCAUGCAAGAGGCUUCGCUCAACCCCUGUGGAAAGCCAAACCCGUGAUUCACCAAUGGCGACGGCGCUCCCGCUUGCAGGAUCCCCGAUAGCCGCCCGGACCAGGGCAGCACGUGGGGCCUUCAAGGACUCAGUCCAACCGAAAGUUCCGAAAGCGUGCCCUAUCAAUACUUCAUUCCCUACAACCAAGGUGGAAGUGGUCAUUAUCAAUAAGAACGUUUCAGCCUUAGAUCCCAUGACUCGCAGGCGUCAUUCCCGAACUACGGACGAGCGUAUCGACUUGAGGCGUAGAAAAUCGCUUUCGGCCACGUUGGAGCAUCGGAGUGCUGGUAAACAAGCAAGUGCACCACCCAUAACAAGGCGGACGAUUCCUUGCUCGCAGGAUGACGAUAGUGAUGACGAACUGAGCUUUUUGUGAGAGCCUUUGUCAAUUGGCCGUAGAACCCCCUCCCAUCUUAUGCCUGACGAAUAGUAAAGUUUUGGUCACUCGCUCUUUUCUUGCUGUCAUUGGCACUGGAAGUUUAUCAAGGUGUUUCAGGAUUAUUCUCAAUUUUUUUCUCUCUCAUUUUCUUUUCUUUCGAAGGUGUUACUUUGGAUAUUUUGAUCUGGUAGUGUAUGAUACCCGGGCAUUCGUCGGAUGUUUGGACGGUUC
Messenger RNA from Aspergillus pseudotamarii, 2278 nucleotides. RefSeq lists its product as uncharacterized. The coding region runs from base 71 to 2044 and encodes 657 amino acids. Lineage: Eukaryota; Fungi; Ascomycota; Eurotiomycetes; Eurotiales; Aspergillaceae. The transcript has a single exon. The record is from RefSeq and is a predicted model, not a curated record.